GGAUUUGAUCCAACACAGGACACACCCAUCGAGAUCCUUCACACUAUUCUUUUGGGGAUGACAAAGUAUGUCUGGCAUAUGACCCAUAUACAGUGGACUACAGAGCAGAAAAAUCUCUACGCUCAUCGGCUUCAGGCAACAGAUGUCAAAGGCCUAUCAAUCCCCGCAGUCCGUGCUCAGUACAUCAUGCAAUACGUGAGUUCUCUUGUGGGUCGCCAGCUCAAGACGAUUACACAAACAAUCUCGUUUCAUGCCUACGAUCUUGUACCGCCACUUGUGUUUCAGCUUUGGCGAGCAGCAGGAGAGUUUUCAUCUCUUAUUUGGUUCCCUGAGAUACAAAAUCUAGACGAGUAUCUGGAUGACAUUGAGGUCACUCUUGCAAACGUGCUCAAUACAUUCUGUGAUAUAGAGCCAAGCAAAAUAGUUGAGAAGGUCAAGCUACACCUACUGACACAUACACGAUACGACAUCCUUCGCUUUGAACCCUUGCCGGGUCAAGCCACAGAA
Phanerochaete carnosa HHB-10118-sp is the source of this 507-nucleotide messenger RNA. RefSeq lists its product as uncharacterized. The transcript is spliced from 2 exons. The annotation marks the transcript as partial. Lineage: Eukaryota; Fungi; Basidiomycota; Agaricomycetes; Polyporales; Phanerochaetaceae. The record is from RefSeq and is a predicted model, not a curated record.